GCGCUCGCCUUCAGGAGAAAUCUGAGACCUGGAUGAGCCUUCGAGCACUACGAGAAUAUUUAAGUGAAGGAGACAAACCAUGGACUUGUUACGGUGUGGCAUCGGACCGAUCGCGUGCUUUUAAUUCGUUUGUAGCACCCUCUACCCUCCACCCCAUGUCACAUCUGUCCCUGAACUAUGGAAAUUUUGUGGAAGACGCUGACUUGGACACUGAGCCUGGUGGUGAUGGCUGCUUCUGAAUUUCAAAGCAUCAACAGACUUUCACACAACUCUCAAGAGGAGUUCCUGUCCUACCUGCAGCACUACCAGCUGACUGUCCCGGUGCGGGUGGAUGAGAGCGGAGAGUUCCUGAGCUACACUGUGAAGCACCAUCGGCCGGGCCGACGGAGACGGGGGGCGGUGGACCCCAUAAUGGCACAGCUGCCUGAGUCAGACCCAGACCCCCCAGAGUCCCGACUCUUCUACAGACUGUCAGCCUACGGAAAGCACUUUCACUUAAACCUGACACUCAACCCCCACCUGGUGUCAAAACAUUUCACAGUGGAGUAUUGGGGCAAAGAAGGGCUGGAGUGGCGUCAUAACGCGGUAGAUAACUGUCACUAUGUUGGAUUCUUGCAAAAUCAGCACAGCAGCACCAGAGUGGCACUCAGCAACUGCAAGGGCCUGCACGGUGUUAUAACGACAGAGGAAGAGCAGUAUUUGAUAGAGCCAUUAAAGAACACAUCCUCCACCACCUCCGGUGAAUGGAACCUGGAAGAAGCACAGCAACAUGUUAUUUAUAAAAUGUCUGCCAUUCCCUCACCACAAGAGCAUAGCCAGGAGUUCAGCUGUGGCAUUUCAGACCUUAUUAAAAGCAGUGCACCCUGCCAGUUCAGCACACCUUCCCCUGUCCACUCGUCCCCCGUACCCCAAAACGACAGCGAGCAGUCGAACAGCACCCACAGACAGAGGCGCUCCGUCAGCUCCGAGCGCUUCGUGGAGACGCUUGUGGUUGCCGAUAAAAUGAUGGUCGGAUACCACGGACGCAAAGACAUUGAGCACUACAUCUUGUCUGUAAUGAAUAUUGUUGCCAAACUUUACCGUGAUGCCAGUCUAGGAAAUGUUGUGAACAUUAUUGUGACCCGGUUGAUUGUUCUGACUGAGGAUCAGCCUAACCUGGAGAUUAACCACCAUGCUGACAAGUCUCUAGACAGUUUCUGUAAGUGGCAGAAGUCCAUCCUGUCUCAUCACAGCGACGGUAACAGCAUUCCUGAAAACGGGAUGGCUCACCAUGACAACGCCGUCCUAAUCACCCGGUACGACAUCUGCACCUACAAGAACAAACCCUGCGGUACCUUAGGCUUGGCCUCAGUGGCUGGAAUGUGCGAGCCGGAGAGGAGUUGCAGCAUCAAUGAAGAUAUCGGCCUCGGUUCUGCUUUCACCAUCGCGCACGAGAUCGGCCACAAUUUUGGGAUGAACCACGAUGGGAUCGGGAAUUCCUGCGGUACUAAAGGCCACGAGACAGCCAAGCUAAUGGCCGCUCAUAUAACAGCCAACACCAACCCUUUCUCCUGGUCCGCCUGCAGCAAAGACUACAUCACCAGCUUUCUCGACUCAGGUCGGGGGACGUGUCUGGACAAUGAACCUCUGAAACGAGACUUCCUGUACCCAACAGUGGCCCCGGGGCAGGUGUACGAUGCAGACGAGCAGUGUCGCUUCCAGUAUGGAACCUCCUCACGCCAGUGCAAGUAUGGGGAAGUGUGUAGAGAGCUCUGGUGCCUUAGCAAAAGCAACCGCUGUGUAACCAACAGUAUCCCCGCUGCAGAGGGGACCCUGUGCCAGACUGGCAGCAUUGAGAAAGGGUGGUGCUACCAGGGGGAGUGUGUUGCGUUCGGUACCUGGCCUCAGAGUGUGGACGGAGGCUGGGGAUCCUGGUCAUCGUGGGGGGAGUGCAGCAGGACCUGUGGGGGCGGUGUAUCCUCCUCCAUGAGGCACUGUGACAGCCCAGCCCCGUCUGGAGGAGGAAAGUACUGUCUCGGAGAGAGGAAACGUUACAGAUCUUGUAACACCGACGCCUGUCCUGUAGGAUCUCGUGAUUUCCGAGAGAAGCAGUGCGCCGACUUCGACAGCAUGCCGUUCCGUGGGAAGUACUACAACUGGAAGCCGUACACCGGCGGUGGUGUUAAGCCCUGUGCGCUGAACUGCUUAGCAGAGGGCUAUAACUUCUACACAGAGCGCUCUCCUGCAGUCAUAGAUGGCACCCGAUGUCAGGCCGACUCUCUGGACAUUUGCAUCAAUGGAGAGUGUAAGCAUGUGGGCUGCGACAACAUCCUGACCUCCGAUGCUAAAGAAGAUCGAUGCCGGGUGUGUGGAGGGGACGGCAGCACCUGCGAGGCAACAGAGGGUCUCUUCAACGAGUCUCUACCCAGAGGAGGCUACAUGGAGGUGGUUCAGAUCCCAAAGGGAUCCGUUCACAUCGAGAUCAAAGAAGUGGCCAUGUCGAAGAAUUACAUCGCACUGAAAUCUGAAGUGGAUGAUUAUUACAUCAACGGAGCGUGGACCAUCGACUGGCCCAGGAAGUUUGACAUCGCAGGGACGGCCUUCCACUACAAGAGACCCACUGAUGAACCGGAGUCUUUACAGGCGCUGGGUGCUACCACUGAAAUCCUGAUUGUCAUGGUCCUCCUUCAGGAGCAGAACCUGGGAAUACGCUACAAGUUCAACGUGCCCAUCCAGCGCACAGGAAGCGGUGACAACGAGGUGGGCUUCUCCUGGCACCACCUGCCCUGGUCUGACUGCUCAGCGACCUGCGCUGGAGGUUCCCAGAAGCAGGAGGUGGUGUGUAAAAGGCUGGACGACAACUCGGUGGUCCAGAACAGCUACUGUGACCCAGACAGCAAAACUCCAGAGAACCAGAGAGACUGCAACACUGAGCCGUGUCCUCCAGAGUGGUUUAUUGGUGACUGGUCGGAGUGUGGGAAGACGUGUGACGGCGGGAUAAGGACGAGGACGGUCUUGUGUAUCAGGAAGAUCGGCCCUGCUGAGGAGGAGACGCUGGAGGACACCCACUGUCUGACUCACCGACCUAUCGAACGAGAGUCGUGUAACAACCAGUCCUGCCCGCCAAAGUGGAUCACUCUGGAUUGGUCGGAGUGUACACCUAAAUGUGGCCCCGGCUUCAAACACCGCAUCGCCUUGUGUAAGAGCAGCGACCUGACGAAGACCUUCCCGCCCGCCCACUGCCCGAGCCACAACAAACCUCCGGUCCGAAUCCGCUGCAGUUUAGGACGCUGUCCUCCUCCUCGCUGGAUCCCUGGUGAAUGGGGACAGUGUUCGGCGCAGUGCGGCCUGGGCCAGCAGAUGAGGACGGUGCAGUGUCUGUCUUACACCGGGCAGCCGUCUAAUGAUUGCGCAGAGUCCCUCCGACCCACCACCAUGCAGCAGUGUGAGAGCAAGUGCGACGCCACCCCCAUCUCCAAUGGCGACGAGUGCAAAGAUGUUAACAAAGUGGCCUAUUGCCCGCUGGUCCUGAAGUUCAAGUUCUGCAGCCGUGCGUACUUCAGACAGAUGUGCUGCAAGACCUGCCAGGGCCACUGACCCUUGGAGCAUAAGAGCGAGACAAAAGAUAGAAAGGCAAGAAAGAUGGAGGGAGGCUGACGCGGCACUGAAAGGGAGAGAAGAAGAAGAAAACAGGGCAGACUGAAAAAACAACAACCUCCGGUCCAGUGAAGGAGAGAUGAAGAGAGAUCGACGCUGGCGAAGCGGAGGAGAAGUAAGGAUGUCCCUGUUCAUCACACCUGGUCCUCCUGCCCUCCAUCGUGGUGGAACCCAAACCACUGCUCAGCCCACAACGCUGACACAAACUGUUUUUAAUUUUUACUUCUGUGAAGUGGAACUUGGAAGAUUGUUCGUCGGUGAUGUUAUUUUUAUUAUAAUAAUAAUUAUUGAUAUCAUUGUUAGUCUUCCUUCGUGUUUGUUGUUUUAUGAAUCCAAAGUGCUGGACACAUCGCUCGCAGAGGAUGUAACCCCGGAGAUGGACAGACGGAGGGGAGUACUCCUCGCUAGAAGAGGGGACGUGUCGGACUCCUGUCUUUGGGACGACUGUGACGGUGCUAUUGGCAGGCAGACUUUUGGCUUCGGUGCACUUUUCCGUGUAAAUACUUUGCCAAGUUACCGCUCAGAUACGACAGAGAAACCAUCAGUGUACUGUAUAUUUAUUGUACAAUUCCAAGCAGAGCUGAGAUAUUGUCCUCUGAUCAUGUUUGUGUCAGAUAGUAGCCUACUGUCGUGGAAGGGAAUGUAAUGUGAUUGAAUUCAUAUUCGACGUCUCUGUGCUGGAAUGAAAAUAUUACAUACUGUAACAUACGUUAAACCCUUAUAUACUGUAAGGAUUUGUAUUUUAUAUAUGAUGUUAAUCCAGGACCAGAAAAUACCACAUGGUUAUAGGAGGAUCACUUUUUCUUUCCCUAGACGGGUGCCUUAGUUCCUAACACUUAAGUAAGAGCUCACCUAGUGUCAUUAGUCCAAAGUAGUAUGAAGAUCAGACGGUGCCUGGGCCACAUGAAAAACUAUAACCAAACUGGCCUUUACUAAACAUCCCAUUGAGGAGCUUUCAGUUCACUAUUGAAGGAUUCAUUUUGAAGGAGCGUAUUCUAUGAAGCAGCUUAUUCAUUGGAAUCACAGAGCAGUCACUAUUAAUAACUUUGUUUUUAGGUUGGAUGAUUAUUUAAUCAAAGACUGUCAUGGUUUCAGCGCUUAUAAGAGUUAAAGGAAGUUCAACAUUUGCUUUGUUAGCCGAGAGUUAGACGAAAAGAUGCCAGUCACCGUCACGUCUGUCGUGUAAAUAUGAAGCUUUAGCCACUUAGCUUAGCAUAAACGGGGAACUAGCUAGCUUGGCUCUGUCAAAAAGCUAAUGAAAUCCGCUGAAAGUCAAUAAUUAACAAUUUUAUAUCUAAUUUCUUGAAAUCCAUCCAAAAACCGGAGUGUAAAAGUUGUACCUCCAGUGGUUUUAUUUGUAAGGAUAUUUAUUUUGCGAGAUAAAACAAGUUACGUAUUAAGUUUUAGAGUGGCUAGCUGUUUCCAACUUAGCUAAGCUAAGCUAAGCUAACCGUGUCCUGGCUGUAGUUCCAUAUUCAACGUACAGACAUGAUGAUCAUCUUCUCAUCCAAUUCUCAGUAAGAAAAGAAAUAAGCGUAUUUCUUAAAAUGUCUAGCUUUUCCUUUAAGUGACCAGAGCUAAAUAUACACAAACACAAAAACCACAUUAAUUAUGGAUAUGUUGCCAGUCCACGUAUUCAGGCUUCAGACACCCCCUCCAGAGAAAGUUACACCCUCGUCCAGUUUCCCUUUCUACUCGUCAUCUUUGUCCCUCAGCGAAAAAGACAAAAACGGCCGACUCAAUGGUGCUUUCCCCCUCUUUUAUUUUAUUUUUUUAUUUCCAUGGAGUACUGUGUUUACCUCUUCUUUUCCUCCCGCUCUGCUCCGAGGGUUACGGCCUUCCCAGGCUUCUGGUGCUAUCAAGUGGGUGCUUCCAUUCAACCCUCCAGUGUGCUUAAAAGUGAGGCUGGAUCCAAACAAUAUGAAAUAAUAUCCUUGUCAAUAUCUCUGUUGGUAAAUGCUGGUCAUGUUAUUGUUUUGUUUGUGUCUGUUUAUACCUCACACUGGGAAUUUUCAUUGUUAACCGUGUAUUGUUGUUUGUGCUACCAACAAAAUGGAUGCUCACCCAGUUGUAACUGACUUACCCAGGUGACAUUACUGCUGGUGUCGGGGGUUGUGAAAGGGAACGUCUCCAUCACACACUUGUUAUGGAGGUACAGUAAGAGUCUGAGAAAUCUGAAAGACAAAUUAAGGAGCGUGCAAGAAUCUCAUCGAAGCUGUUAACAACUCAUUUCUAAUUUUGCUGCUGCUACUUUUUUUUGUAGCCACCUUCAGUAAGACAAUGUCGAGCAGAUUUAAUCGGUUACCAAACCUGUUGGGGAAAGGACAGUGGAUGCUGAGAAGUAUUUGAAAUCAGUUGAAUUCAAAGUGCUUGGACUCACUCAUCUACUGGCUGCGGGAUACGGAGCCUCCAGAAAAAGAGAAGUGAAAUCACUCAAACUGGUACUCAUUGCUGUGAACUUGGAUGUUUGAAUGUCACAUUGCUUACACCUGUACCUAAAGUGCAAGAGAAAUGAAAAGCAUCAUGUGAUUAGUUGCGUAUAUUUUAUAUUCAGUAUUAAUGUUGGUACACUGUUACUAAUUUUUUUUUUUUUCCAAAUGUAAAUUAUAUGCUAAUUUAUUGCGUUGUCUCACUUGUACAUUUAUUUCACUGCAUGCGAAACUGAACUUUAGCAUAGUGAAAAUAAAAAUGCAGUGAUGCAGCCCUUCACCAGCCCUUUUUUUUAAAAAGUAGAUACAAUAAAAAGAGCAGCU
Cottoperca gobio is the source of this 6389-nucleotide messenger RNA. It is a transcript of the gene adamts6, whose product is annotated as ADAM metallopeptidase with thrombospondin type 1 motif, 6. Gene Ontology annotation, biological process: extracellular matrix organization; proteolysis. Gene Ontology annotation, cellular component: extracellular matrix. Lineage: Eukaryota; Metazoa; Chordata; Actinopteri; Perciformes; Bovichtidae. The record is from RefSeq and is a predicted model, not a curated record. Gene Ontology annotation, molecular function: metalloendopeptidase activity.